GUCCUCGCUCCUCCUCUCCAUGCAUCCAGGCGGGCGCAGCAUGGGCAGCAUCCUCUUCCUCCUCCUCCUGGGAGCAGUGUCAGAGGUCUCUGGGCUUCAGGGGUCUCCAAGCCAAGAGCCGAACACCAUGAAGAUGCCAAGAAGAUCCCAAGCGGCUCAGCAGGACCCUUCCCUCUCCUCUGGGUCUUCUGCAAGGUCUCUCUUGCCCUCUCAUCAGCCACAACCAACUUUGCCAGCAUUGUCCACACAUCUGCAUAGAGAAACUCCCACUGAAUCAGCAGACUGGGCAACAAGGAGGACUCAGUUCCCUGGAACAGCAGAGAGCAAGGGGUCCCUGGGUGUCUCGGGGGGCAAUGGGCACCCCCGCUUGCCCCUACCUCUGGUCCCAACCAGGUUCAUGACCCUCCUUCCCAUGCUGACCCUGCUCCCUGCAUCUGUUUACCCCAAAGACACCACGGGACCAGCACCCACCCCUUCACCUGCCUCCCAAGGAGACCCCAGCCCUGGCCCUGGAGGCUGGCCCUCCAUUCAGGUAUCCUUGCCAUCGCUUCUGGGCUCCAAUGCGGAGGUGCAACGCAGGUGGACCGAGGCUGGAAAAGGGGCUAAAGACACGAAGGAUGAGAGAUCUAACACCACCAUGGCAGAAGGGUCAGAGGGGGCCCCAACUGAGACUCCUUGCAAUGAUGGGAGAUUCUGCAGCCCAACAGCCCAGAUCGGGGGCACAGAAGUCAGGGGCACGAUUCUCACUUGGACACAACAGCCAGCUACUGAGCCAGCUCUCCCGUGGUUGCCAUCCCGCUCUGCAGCCUCAGGACGAAGGGCAAAUAUGCCCACCGGCACAACAGAUUUGGCCUCGGCAUCCAUUCAGAGCUCUCAACAGAUGGCUACAGGAGAGACAGGGGCUAAUGAGGACUCUGUAGGACUGGCAACAAAGCCAAGCCUCUUUCUUCAAAGCCAGCCUCCAAAGCCUUGGACCUCUGUGCACCCAGCGUCCCCAAAGUCCCGCGAAGAAGGCUCAAUGGCCAAAGAGGAGGAGGAUGUGCUUCAAGACAGUUUGUUUGGGAGCUCAGUUGCCUCCUGGAUCCAUGGAACAACAGUCUCUUUGCAGGAGAGCAGAAAUGGCUCAGAACUCCUGGCAGGGAUUCCAACACCAUCCCCAUCUGCAGAGCCCUCCUCCUCCUCCUCCUCCUCCUCCUCCUCCUCCUCCUCCUCUUCUUUUGGGGGAACAUCUUCACCUCCGUAUUGGAUGAGAAUCUCCAGCAAUAGCCCCAACCCUACCAUUAGCCUUGGAGUGGGGGCUUCAGAUGACCCUCAGACCCCUGACUUGCUCCCGUUGCCCACCAACCUGGACUGGCUCUCUCUGGAUGCUCCCAAGAGACAGUCGGACUCCUCUCAGGGCAGUCUUGGACCUUUCCUAUCUUCGGAUGCUGCAGAAGAGUCACUAGAAGGACCCCUCCCCACUUCGGGAGAAGAAACAGGAACUCUUCAGGCCCCAUUGGAAUCCUUCAGGACCUUAUUUGCAAAAGGGAGUGGCCCCACACAGCAAACACAGGCCCCCCACAUUAGGUCCACAAAUGCUGAAUUGGGCUCCAAUGCAAUCGAGGCCUCAGACAGUCUUAGGGUGUCAAUAGACCCCACAGAGAGACCACAUAGGCUUCCCUCUCCUUCUGCAAAGCAAGAAGGGGCUCCAACAGGGUUUGAGAUGGUAGAGACCCCCAAUGGCAGGACUCCCGGGAUGAUUGGCCAGAGCCCCACCCCAAACAAGUGGCCCUCGGGGCCCCCGUAUGCCAUGGAGGCGGCCCAGGAUCCAGAACUACCCCCUAAAAUGGCCACAUCCUCCAAUCCACAUUCCAAAAAGGCAACCAUGGUGCCCGAGUAUCGUUCUGCAACCCAAGAGACAUCUGCGGACAGGACUCACAGCUGGGAAGCGGGAUCUGGUCCCAGGGAGGAAGCCACACUCUGGCCCCAGAUCUCUCCGACUGAGACCCCCCGGGGCUUUUGGAACACCUGGCCGCCCAUGACAGCCCCUGACCUAGGCAGCAUUGCCAGGGAGGAGCCCCCAGUUGCCAGCACUUGGCUCCUGGCCCCUGGGUCAGAGGAGGAGCAGCCGGAGGGAGAGGCCACAGGGAAGACCCCGCCGAGGGAAAGCGGCCCUAGGGCACCCCCCAUCUUUGUGGCAGAGAACCAGCCACCCCUUCUGAAAGCUGCUCUCUUGCGCGUCCCCUGUGAGCUUGUCCUGGACAUGGACUUUUCCAGGAGCCUCCGAAAUCCAGAGUCGCCUGAAUACCAGAAUUUGGUGCUCAGCGUCAAUGAAACGAUCACCCCUCUUUUGGUCUCUUUGCCUGGAUUCCAGUGGCUGGAAGUGAAGACAAUACGCCCCGGGAGCGUCGUGGUGGAGUUCGAUGCCAUCUUCCUGGCCAUGGCUCCGGGCCUCUGGGUGGCCCUGGACCGGUCGGCCCUUUCAGCGRGCUUGCCCCCAGGGCUCUGGGUGGGCAAUGCCAGUCUCCUSCGGAGCAGGACACAAGAGAGGCACCUGGAUCCCUGCACCACGCUCUUCUCCUGCCGCGAGGGCUAUGAAUGCGUCGCCACCACCGAAGGGGCCCUCGCCAGCGCCACCUGCGUCUCUGCCUGCCACCGGGACUAUUGCAAGAACCAGGGUAUCUGCACCCAUGCAGCCAACCAGACCCCCGUCUGCCAGUGCCCUGUGGGCAGUGACUUCUGGUUCCUGGGCCUCCGCUGUGACUUCCGCGUGACCCAGCAGGGUGUCCUGGGCGUGGCCUGUGGCCUUCUGCUCAGCCUAGUGGCACUUGGCCUGGCCGUGGCUGGAUUGGUCAUCCGCAGGGUCCGGCUGCUGUUGCUGGAGGCUAGAGCCGACCAGACCAAGAGCAGCUAUCGGCGCUUCUGCCGCCUGGAUGAUGUCUCGGCACACUACUGGUCCGAACCGUGGCUGGCCUCAGCCAAUUCCUUGGACAACCCGGCCUUCAGCAACUCGGAGGAGUUGCUCCACUUGCAGAUCCUGGACACCGGCUGCUAUGGCACUCAAGAGGAGCCCCUGGCCUCCGGCGGCUAUGGAAACCCCAUUCACGGCAACCUCCAUCUUGGCUCCGUGGGGCAACCCAGUUCCGCUUUGCAUUGGGAGGAGAGCUCUCUCGGUGCCAACGAUCCCAUGAUCGACUCGGGGAAGGCCAGUGAGGUCUCCGUCUGCAGCUGGGCCUUGGAGCCCAUCCAGUGGAGCCCCUUCCAUGGACUCCAGCGGUCAAACAGGGAGCCAGCGCCAAAGUCUCCACGGCCCCUUUCCUGCUGCGAAGGGAUGGAGCUGGUCAGCCUGGAGAGAAGCUGGACAGCCUGAGUCCUGCGGGUCAAAGUGUGGUUUUCAAAGAAUGGAUCUUCAACGGUAGCAAAACUCUAACCUCAGACUGUGCAGUCUGCAGCUGUGGGUCUCCAGAUGUCAAAGUCCAAAGGGUCAACCUGGCUGGCAAAGGUCUCUGGCGGUGCUCAAACAGCUUGGUGACCAUAAAGGAAGAUGGGAUCUGUCACCCAAUAAAGCUAAAGAGCCAGACUCUGCAGGAAGGGAGUCUGCCCAGAGAAAGAGGAAACCGGAUGCUCCAAUAAUAUUAUUGUUGUGUAUUAAAGUAAAGCUGUGAUCGAGGUAUAUUAAAGGGCAAUCCUUUUUCCAAAAAAACGUA
This is a messenger RNA of Anolis sagrei ordinatus, 3686 nucleotides long. The record is from RefSeq and is a predicted model, not a curated record. NCBI's taxonomy places the organism in Eukaryota, Metazoa, Chordata, Lepidosauria, Squamata, Anolidae.